AUGGAUAAGAUGAUCACUCUGCUGAAUGACGAGGACACAUACUCUCAUAUCAAUAAAGAUCCCACCAGGAAAAUCACGACAGCGAUAAGGUCCAUGUUCACCAGAUGGAAAACGAAGAAGUACAUUAGCGAAACAAAAUACAAGACGUUAUAUUGUAGUGAUGGAUCACUUCCGAGGGCCUAUGGGGUGCCGAAAAUACAUAAACCUUAUUGCCCUUUGAGGGUCAUUGUCUCUUCGUUGGGCAGUCCGCUUUAUCCACUGGCGACAUUCUUACACAACAUAUUAGUUAAAUCCAUUCCUAAAGCAAAGAGUUAUAUAAAAAAUAGUUUCGAACUAGUUGAAAAACUAAAAAGAUUACACACUACAGACCAGUACAAAUUAAUCUCACUGGAUGUAAAAUCUCUGUUCACGAAUGUUCCGGUGGAUGUAGCCAUGGACUGUAUCAAUGAACAUUGGAUUUAUGUUUCCGGAGACUGCUCUCUCCCUAGAGAGGAGUUUGUGGGGGCAAUAAGGUUUAUUCUUGAUUCCACAUUUUUUUCGUUUAACAACAAUUUUUAUAAACAAAGUUACGGCACUCCCAUGGGGUUUCCCUUAUCACCUGUAAUAGCAGACUUGGUGAUGAGGAGACUUGAGACGGUGUCCUUGAUGUCGUUGAACUUGGACGUGACAUUUUAUUUUAGAUAUGUGGAUGAUAUUUGCACUGCGGUUGAGCCAUCAAAAAUUGACUCAAUAGUAAAACAAUUCAACUCUUUCCAUCCACGAUUACAAUUCACUUCAGAAUUUGGUGGUGAUGAAAUCAGUUUCCUGGAUGUUAUUAUAUCUAUCAUUGGAAACGGAUUUGGAGUCGAUUGGUACCACGAAGAGCCUUGCUAUCGGAGACAUUUGGUUUCCGAGAUGAUUAAUAUCAAGAAACAAAAUAAUGGUCUCAAUUUACAGACUGAUACCGAUGGUCUUCACAAAGUUUACAUUCCCAUCAUAAACAGAGUUUGA
Messenger RNA from Trachymyrmex septentrionalis, 990 nucleotides. RefSeq lists its product as uncharacterized. Bases 1 to 990 code for a protein of 329 amino acids. NCBI's taxonomy places the organism in Eukaryota, Metazoa, Arthropoda, Insecta, Hymenoptera, Formicidae. The record is from RefSeq and is a predicted model, not a curated record. The transcript has 2 exons.